CUGUCGGCUCUGGAGUGCUUGGUCUGCCCGACCCUUCCAACUUUCACUCGGACUACCUGCUUGUGUGACCCAAAAAGUACCCUUUAGACCCAGUUUCCCUGUACACCCAUGGCGGAGGCUGUGCGCCCCGAGGACUACUGCGACGAGGCGGUGGAGGACGAGUUCGGAGAGAUCAUCAAGUGUCGAUCAGAUGAAAGAGAAGAUGUGCAAAAGAAGACGUUCACAAAAUGGGUCAACUCGCAGUUGUCUAAGACAGGGAAGCCCCCUGUGGAGGAUCUGUUCUCAGACCUGUGUGAUGGACGGCGCUUGCUGGAGCUGCUGCAGGGUCUAGCAGGACAUGAGCUGGUAAGGUUGGAAAAGGGCAGCUCACGUGUCCACUCGCUCAACAAUGUCAAUCGAGCUCUGCAGAUCUUGCAGAAGAACAAUGUGGAGUUGGUGAACAUUGGCGCCACAGACAUUGUUGAUGGCAAUCACAAACUCAUUCUUGGGCUCAUCUGGAGCAUCAUUCUUCACUGGCAGGUAAAGGAUGUGAUGAAGGAGGUAAUGGCUGGCCUACAGCAGACCAACAGUGAGAAGAUUCUGCUGAGCUGGGUUCGUCAGAACACAAGCCAGUAUCCACAGGUCAACGUGGUCAACUUCUCCAGCAGCUGGAAUGAUGGGCUGGCGUUCAAUGCCCUCAUUCACAGCCACAGACCGGAACUGUUCGACUGGAGCUCUGUGGAGGCCAAAGUGUCAGUGAUUGACAGACUGGAACAUGCCUUCAGUACAGCAGAACGACACCUGGGUAUCGACAGACUGCUGGACCCAGAAGAUGUGGCAGUGCCUCAUCCCGACAAGAAGAGCGUCAUCAUGUACGUGACGUCGCUCUUCCAGGUGCUUCCGCAGAGCGUUACCAUGGAAGCCAUCCAGGAAGUGGAGACGCUGCCACGGGCCGGUAGUGCCGCCGGCACCCCCCGCGUGCUGGCCGAGGAACACUACCAGAUCCAGACCCAGCAGCGUUUCUCCCAGCAGAUCACAGUGAGCGUGGCUCAGGGCCGAGUGCAGAGUCCCUCCACUCAGCCUCGCUAUAAAAGCUACGCCUACGCCCAGGCGGCCUAUGUCAAGUCGCCUGAGCAAAAGAGGAGACGCUUUACUGAGCAGUUCCUGAGUCCCAGCCAAGAGGAGCUGCAGCGAGGCCUCAGUCCGCUGCCGCCUGGCUCCACCACUCUCGAGGCUUAUCAAACAUCCCUGGAGGAGGUGCUGACAUGGCUUCUGUCGGCUGAAGAUGGGCUCCAGGCUCAGCCUCCCAUCUCGGACCUUGUUGAGGAGGUGAAGGAGCAGUUUCACACACAUGAGGGCUACAUGGUGGAGCUCACCACACACCAGGGUAGCGUCGGGCGAGUCCUCCGAGCCGGCGCCGCCUUACUGGCCGAGGGGAACCUGAGCGAGGAGGAGGACACUGAAGUGAGGGAGCAGAUGAACCUGCUGAACUCUCGAUGGGAGCACCUGAGGGUGGCCAGCAUGGAGCGACAGAGCAGACUCCAUCAGGUCCUCAUGGACCUGCAGCACAAGCAGCUGCAACAGCUCACAGACUGGCUGGACGUGACAGAAACACGGGUCAAGAAGAUGGAGGCUCAGCCGCUUGGUCCUGACUUGGAGGACGUCAAGCACCAAGUGGAAGAGCACAAGCUCUUGCAGGAGGACCUGGAGCUGGAGCAGGUCCGUGUCAACUCGCUCACCCACAUGGUGGUGGUGGUGGACGAGACUAGCGGUGACAGCGCCACCGCCGCCUUGGAGAGUAAACUUCAGGUGCUAGGCGACCGUUGGGCAGCCAUUUGUAGAUGGACAGAAGAACGCUGGAUUCUGCUGCAGGAGAUUGUAUUGAAAUGGCAGCACUUCACCAACGAACAAUGUUUAUUUGACUCGUGGCUCACACAGAAGGAGGAGUUGGUUCGCUCCAUGAAGACCCCUGGCGUAAAGGACCAUGCCGCGACCACGGCCUGCCUCCGCCAUCUUGCUACUGUAAAGACAGACCUGGAAGCCAAGCGCCCCACCAUGGACAAGCUCUGCUCCAUGAGUCAGGACCUGCUGUCCAGCGUGAAGAACAAGGAGGUGGCCAACAAGCUGGAGGCCAGACUGGAAAGCUUUGCUCAACGCUGGGACCGACUCGUUCAGAGUCUGGAUAUGAUCAGCUCCCAGCUCUCGCCAGCCGUCGGUGCAGCGGCCCUACAGUCUGAAGUGUCCCACUCCGUGACGGCGAGCGCCACCAAGGUGACAACAAGGGAAAAGGUUUCGGCACUGCGUCAAGCGCGAGAGUCGCCACCGCCGCAGAAGAAGAGGCAGGUGGUUGUGGACUCUGAACUCAGGAAAAGUUACAUGCACCCGUUUCUGCUGACUUUUCUCAGCAGGUUUGACGUGGACUUCACAGAGGUCCACAGCUACAUGACUCGAGGCGAGGCCAUCCUGCAGAGCCCUGAGUUCUCUGUCUCCCGCAAAGACGGCAGCAUUCAGGAUCUGUACGACAAAGUGCAGCUGAUAGAACGAGAGCGUCCAGAGAAGUACCGAAAGCUCCAAGAAGCCACGCGCACGGCACAGACACUGGUUGAGCAAGAGGGAACUCGGGCUGAGGACAUUGCCCAGGCUGCCGAGCAGUUGAACCAGCGCUGGGUGGGCUUCUGUGCUCUUUUGGCAGACAGGCUGGUAUGGCUGGCCUACCAGACUAAGGUGCUGGCAUUCUACAGCUUGUACGAACAGUGUGUGCAGUCAGUAGAUGCGAGUGAAAACUGGCUCAAGGUUCAACUUCCGCCAUCACCAGAACCCGAAACGCUCAAGGUGCAACUGGACCGAUGCAGAGAGGAGGUGGCCCACCUGUCUUCAUUGCAACCACAAGUGGAACUCCUUGACAAACGUUUGAAGGAGCUAAAAGAGGAGAAAGACGGGGAGGAGGACACCUCGGCAAUCCUGGACGCCGACAUCAAUGCGUUCAAAGAGCACUACCACAAGGUUCUGGAGGAUCUGAGGGCAAGAGAGAGGCAGCUGCAACUGAUCCUGGAGAGCUUGCCCCCAGCUCGUUACAAGGAAACGAUAUCGACGCUGCUGGCGUGGUUGCAGCAGUGUGAGGCCAAGCUGGCUAUUCCGUCCACAGCUGUUACAGAGUAUCCCGUCAUGGAGCAGCGACUGAAGGAUGUCCAGGCGCUCCAGGUGGCGCUGACCAGUCACCAAGGGGAGGUGGACUACCUGACCGCGGCUGUGGAGCAGGUCUUCCAGAAAGCUCCGCCUGAAAUUUGCCAGAAGUAUCGCACUGAGAUGGACAAUAUCAUGGCACGCUGGAGGCGACUCAGCACCACGCUGACGGAAAAUGCCAAGACAAUCCAGGAGCUCAUGGCCAAACUGAUGCAGUUUCAGAAUGAUGUGAAGACACUGAAGAAGUGGAUGGCGGAUGUGGAUGUCUUCCUGAAUGAGGAGUGGCCAGCACUGGGGGACUCCGAGGCGCUGGAGAAACAACUAGAACAGUGCACGGCCCUGGUGAACGACAUCCACACCAUCCAGCCCAGCGUCAACGGCAUCAACGAAGUAGGCCUGCAGCUCAAGAAGGAGGCGGAGCCACCUUUCGCCGCCCACAUUCAGAAGGAACUGGAUGAACUCAACGCCCAAUGGGAGAACGUUUGCAAACAGGCUUAUGCCAAGAAGUCGGCUCUGAAAGGCGGCUUGGAUAAGACAAUGGCUCUGAGGAAGGAGAUGCAAGAGAUGCAAGAGUGGAUAAACCAGGCUGAGGAAGACUACCUGGAGAGAGACUUCACCUACAAAACACCCGAGGAGCUACGAAAAGCAGUGGAGGAACUUAAAAGGGCCCAGGAGGAGGUGCACUCCAAGGAGCUCAAGGUGAAACUCCUGACAGACAGUGUGAAUAGUUUUAUCGCCAAGGCCCCUCCCACCGCUCACGAUGCCCUGCGUUCAGAGCUGGAUGUGCUGAAGGCCAACUACCAGCGCCUGUGUAGCCGUCUGGAUGGGAAAUGCAAAACUCUGGAGGAGGUUUGGGCGUGCUGGUGUGAGUUGCUGUCCUACCUGGAGCAGGAGAAUGCCUUUCUGGACCAGCUGGAGCAGAAGCUUGAUGAAACUCAGAACCUUCAGGGAGGAGCAGAAGAGCUGAAGGAGGCGCUGGAUGGUUUAGAGGCUCUCCUGCGACACCCGGAGGACAACAGGAACCACAUUCGGGAGCUGGCCCAGACUUUGAUGGACGGCGGCGUUUUGGAUGAGCUGAUUCAGCAAAAACUGGAUGCCUUCAACACUCGAUGGGACGAGCUCAUGGCGAGGGUGAUGCUUAGGCAAAAGGAGCUGGCUAAGAGCCUCCAGUGGGCUCAAGAGAAUGACAAGACUCUCAGGACCAUCCAGGAGUCGCUGGCCAACACCGACCGCCAUCUGACUGCGUACUUGGCCGACCACAUUGACGCCCAGCAGAUACCACAGGAGGCUCAGAAGAUCCAGUCAGACCUGAGCAGCCAUGAUGCAACCUUGGAGGACAUUAAGAGGAAGAAUCAGGAGAAGGUCCCGUCCCAGAGAAUGACUGGACAGAUAGACCUCACGCAGAAAAUGUUGGCAGAUGUGUGGACCAAGUUCAGGCUCUUCCAGAAGCCAGCCAACUUUGAGGCGCGGCUGGCUGAAUGCGAACGUGUUCUGGCUGAGGUCAAAGCCCAGGUGGGGGUGCUGGACAUCCGCAGCGUCGAGCAGGACGUGGUGCAGUCUCAGCUGGAGCAGUGCAUGAAGCUGUACAAGGUGCUGAGUGAGGUCAAAGGCGAGGUGGAGACUGUGAUAAAGACUGGCAGGCAGAUCGUGCAAAGACAGCAGACUGAGCAUCCCAAAGAGCUGGACGAGCGCGUGACAGCGCUCAAACUGCUGUACAACCAGCUGGGAGCGCAGAUAACAGAGAGCAAAUUGGAGCUGGAGAAGAGUCUGAAGUUGUCCAGGAAGCUUCGCAAGGAGCUCAAUGGGCUGACGGAGUGGCUUGCCGCCACAGAUGCCGAGCUGACCAGGCGCUCUGCUGUCGACGGUAUGCCCAGUGACCUGGCGGCCGAGGUGGCUUGGGCACAGUCCAUCCACGGAGAGACAGAGCGGCGCCAACCCCAGCUGCAGGCCGUGGUGGACCUGGCCGAAGCCCUCAAGGCGGUGCUUCGUGGCCACGGGAGCCUGGUGGAUGACAAAGUCAGCCUGCUGCACUGCAACUGGAUUGCAGUCACGUCCCGAGCAGAGGAAUGGCUCAACCUGCUGCUGGCCUACCAGCAGCAGAUGAGGAAGUUGGAUGGAGAGAUUGAGGAAGUGAAUGGAUGGAUUGACGGAGCGAAUAAAAAGAUGGAUGAGGUCGAAAGCCAGGGACCGAAUGAUGCUGCGCUUAAGGUACUGCGUGCUGAGCUGGAGCUCACGCGGGGCAAGAUGGAUGAAGUGAGGGCUUUGGCGCAGGAGCUCAUGACCACCAGGGGGGAGAACUGCCAAGCCCAGGUGGGGCCCAAGGUGGAGCUUCUGAACCAGAGAUUUGAAGCUAUUGCGCAACGCAUCGCCUCUGGACCGAUGGCAGCGUCGGCCAAAGAAAUGGAGCAGUACCACAGUGAAGCUCAGAUCUGGUUGGAUCUACUGGAGGAGGAAGUGAAACAGGGGGAAAACCUCAAGGAAGAGGACUUUCAGGAAGACAAGGACUGUGAAGAAGGUGCGGUGAAGGAGUUGUUGUUGAGAGGGGAGAAUCUGCAGAAAAGAGCUCCGGAUCAGGACAAGAGAGAACAGAUAAAACUAAAGCACAAGCAGCUCAGCAGCAAGUACAACAAUGUCAAGGACCUGCGGGUGCUCAGGAACAAGAAAGCGCUUGCCAUCGCACCCCAGUGGUACCAGUACCGCAGGAGGUCACAUGACCUGAUGUCCUGGCUGGACAAUAUCCAGCGGAGCGUUGAUCAGCUGCCCGAUCCUCCCGAGGGCGAGAGGGUCAAGGAAAUUGGCUCAGAGAUGGCCCAGAAGAAGGAGGAGCUUAAGGAGUUGCAGGUUUUAGCCAAUCAGCUCUCAGAGGCCGGAGCCGCCACUCUAGUGGAGCCUCGGCAGAUUCAGCUCAACACGCGCUGGGCUGAGGUGGAGGGCAAGUUCUUACCCUUCCAAAGACAAUGUUCUGCUGACGUCACUGGGAAUGAUUACCUGGCAGAGCUGCAGGCGCUGCUACGUUCCGUGUCGGAGGCAGACUUCAAGCUGAACUCGCCAGAAUACUGGCCUGCUGCGUAUUACAACCUACCUCAACAAGAGCACUGCUUGAAGGAAGUCAAAGUGAUCAUUGACAAACUGCGAGGUCCAGUGGAGGCAGCCUUGGCUCGUAGACAGGAAGUGGCAUCCGGCGCACGACCUCUAGAGGCCCAGCGGAUCCAGGAAAGUGCUGCCCUCCUCCGAGCCAACUGGGAUAAACUCAACAAGCUGCAUAAGGACCGGCUGAUGCGCUGGCAGGGCUGCAACUCAAAGUGGCAGAAGUUUGUUUCGGAUCAGAGGGCACUUGAGGAGUGGCUUCAUGAAGCAGAGGGUGCCCUCAAGAUGGCCGGAAGCGAACAAGCAGCUCAAAAGCAACACCUCAGGGACCUGACGGAAGCCAUCCCGAUACAGGAAGUGGUGUUGAACAGAGUGACGUCUGUAGGCGAGGACAUCAGCCAAAUGAGUACCCCAGACGAUGCCUCCCGCCACCGAGCGCAGCUCCAAUUCCUAAAUGCUCGCUGGGCUCAUGUCUGCCAGCAGCUCAACGAGCGCAAGAGAAGGUCAGUGGAGGCACACGCGACGGCAGCACAGCUGCAGGACACUGUGGGUUCGGUGCUGGGCUGGCUAGACAAGGCGGAGAGUGUCCUGGCCAUCACUCUGCAACCCGCUGAGCCUCAACACCUCAGAGACACAUUGGGCAAAGUGCAGACAUGUGUGGAAGAACUUCCCGGCAAGAAAGCUGCGCUGGAGGACCUGAACAUGCGACACCGACAGAUUCCUGCCGACAAGCAAAAAGACAUCAGGAUCAUCAAUACUCGCUGGGAAAAGGUGUCCAAGGCUCUGCCUGAACGUCUGCUGGAGAUCGAGAGUCUGCUGCGUGAACUGGAGGGGCUUCAAGGUCAGUUGGACAGUCUGUCAGGCUGGGUGUCUAGAACCAGAACCCAGCUGGAGCACAGUCCAGAGGAGCCCCCACAAAAUCUCAUCGAGGAAGUGCAGGUCAAGCAGCCCGAAGUUGAGUCGGCUCUCGAGCGAGCGAAUCAGCUCUACAAAGACGUUCCUCCGAGUCAAUCAGAGAAGGUGAAGUACAUGAAGAUGAGAGAAGACUGGACGCUCAUCAUGGAGUUGCUGCGGCAGCAUCAGGAGAGGAAAAACCUACUUGUGGCCAAGAAAGCCAAUGAAAUGUUGACUGGUAGUUCCCAGGCUGAGUCUGCAGCCCUGGCACAGUUCAACAAGUCGUGGGCGGAGCUCACAGACUGGCUGACGAUGCUGGACAACAUGGUGCAGAACAAGCGUGUGGUGGUGGCCGACCUGGACGACAUCAAUGACAACAUUGGCCAUCUUAAGGCAUCUUUAGAGGAGCUGGAUCAGCGGCGCCCUCUUCUGGAGAGACAGGUCACUGCGGCCCAGAACCUAAAAAACAAAACCAGCAACCAGGACACACGCAACGCUAUCACUGAGCGCAUUGACCGCCUUCAGACCCACUGGGAGGAUUCUCAAGCCAAAGUCUUGGCCAGAAGCAAGUAUCUUCACAGCAUGCUGCAGGACUCCACCGAGUGGCUGGACUCCAAGCAGAGGGUGGAUGUUCUCAUCAAGCGGGCCAGCGAGAGGCUGGAGUCCUGGCAGGAGGUCACCUACACCGUGGAUGCUCUCACGAGACAGAACGCUGAGCUCAAGCACUUCGCCAGCGACCUUCGGCAGUGGCAGGGUCAAGUGGAUGAGACCAACGUACUGGCCGAAAAACUGCUGACGCGUUACGCCGAUGACGACACGCAUAAAGUGACCCAGGUUAACGAUAACAUGGCGGCCGUCUGGACACAUGUCAACAAGCGUGUUGCAGACAGAGAGGCAGCACUGGAAGCAGCCCUGAAGCUGCUGCAGCAGUUCUACCUGGACCUGGACAAGUUCCUCAAUUGGCUGACAGAGGCAGAGACGACGUGUAACGUUUUGAUAGACGCCACCAACAAGGAGAGGCUGACCGAGCAGCCCGGGGCAGCCCGGAAUCUUCUGGCACAGUGGAAGGACCUGGAGGCGGAGGUGGACGGCCACACGGAGUUGUAUCAUUCCCUGGAUGAUCACGGCCAGAGGAUUAUAACAUCAAUGGGGGACUCGGAGGACGCCGCCCUCCUCCACAGACAUCUCAACAACAUGAGCCAGCGCUGGAAUGAUCUGCGCAGCAAGACUCUCAGCAUGAGGGCUUACUUGGACUCAGAGAUGGCACCUUGGAAGAGGCUCCACAUGUCGCUGCAGGAGCUGCUGAACUGGCUGAGGCUGAAAGCGCAGCAGCUUGAGCAGGAGCCGCCUGUAGGGGGCGACGUCCCCGCCGUCCAGACGCAGUUGGACACCCACAGGGGCUUCAGACGGGACGUUAGAGCCAAAGAACCGGUUGUGACCAAGGCGCUUGAUGAUGUCGGAGUCUUCCUCUCCGAAUUGCCCCGAGAACCUCCGAUGUCUGAGCAGCGAGACAUCAGCCCCGAGGAGCGUGCCCAGAAUGUCGGGCGGAUCCUGCGCAAGGAAGCGGACGACGUGAUGACCAGCUGGGAGAGGCUCAACAACGACUCUGCUGUUUGGCUGAGGAGGUUGGAGGAGGCUCUGAAGCGGCUGAUGGAGCUCCAGGAGACGCAGGAUCUUGUGGACAGCCAGCUGAGGCAGGCAGAGAUGGUGAAGGAGGCCUGGGAGCCUGUCGGGGACCUUCUCAUCGACUCGCUGCCAGAGCACAUCGAAAGAGUCAAGGAGUUCCAGGAAGAGAUUGCCCCUAUUCAGGAGGACGUCAUGCACAUGAACCAGUUGGCGUCCACUUUUGGUCCGCCUGAACUCCAGCUGUCGCCAAGCAAUCUGGAACGUAUCGACGAUCUCAACACACGCUGGAAGCUGCUGCAGGUCUCAGUUGAUGACCACUUGAAGCAGCUGAUGGACGCACACAGAGACUUUGGCCUCCUUCACGGAUCCGUUGAGAGCCCUUUCGAGCAGGGUGUCUCCCCAAACAACGUACCCUACUACAUUAAAGAAAAAACUGGACCUGACCAGAUGACCAAGACACUCCACCAGACCCAGACGACAUGCUGGGAUCAUCCCAAGAUGGCGGAACUGUACCAGUCUCUGGCCGACCUGAACAACGUUCGUUUUUCAGCCUACCGGACAGCAAUGAAACUCAGACGCCUGCAGAAAGCUUUGUGCUUGGACCUGCUAAGCAUGCCGACGGCGUGCGAGGUGUUCGACCAGCACGGCUUGAAGCAAAACGAGCAGCUGCUCGACAUCUCCCAGCUGGUGGCCUGUCUGAGCAGCCUGUAUCAGCGGCUGGAGCAGAGUCACGCCCAUCUGGUCAGCGUCCCGCUCUGCGUCGACAUGUGCCUCAACUGGUUGCUCAAUGUCUACGACACCGCCCGCACUGGAAAGAUCCGCACCUUGUCAUUCAAAACUGGAAUUGUCUCACUCUGCAAGGCUCACCUGGAGGAUAAAUACAGAUUCUUGUUCAGGCAGAUUGCGAGUGCGACCGGUUUCUGCGACCAGCGUCGCCUCGGCCUCUUGCUGCACGAUUCCAUCCAGAUCCCGCGGCAGCUUGGUGAGGUGGCCUCAUUCGGCGGCUCCAACAUUGAGCCGUCUGUGCGAAGUUGCUUCCAGUUUGCCAACAACAAACCCGAGCUGGAGGCCGCCAUGUUCCUGGACUGGAUGCGUCUGGAGCCUCAGUCUAUGGUGUGGUUGCCCGUGCUGCACCGUGUGGCUGCCGCUGAGACGGCCAAGCACCAGGCCAAGUGCAAUAUCUGCAAAGAGUGUCCCAUCAUCGGGUUCAGAUACCGCAGUCUGAAACAUUUCAACUAUGACAUUUGCCAAAGCUGCUUUUUCUCCGGUCGUGUUGCCAAGGGACACAAGAUGCAGUAUCCUAUGGUGGAGUACUGCACCCCGACCACGUCGGGGGAGGACGUCAGGGAUUUUGCCAAGGUGCUGAAGAACAAGUUCAGAACCAAGCGCUACUUUGCCAAACACCCACGUAUGGGCUACCUGCCGGUCCAGACCAUCCUAGAGGGUGACAACAUGGAAACUCCUGUCACGCUGAUCAACUUCUGGCCCGUAGAUCAUGCGCCUGGCUCAUCCCCUCAGCUUUCGCACGACGAUACGCACACACGGAUCGAGCACUACGCCAACCGGUUAGCAGAAAUGGAGAACCGUAAUGGCUGUUAUCUGAAUGACAGUAUCUCACCCAAUGAGAGCAUUGAUGACGAGCACAUGUUGAUCCAACACUACUGCCAGUCUCUGAACCAAGGCUCUCCCCUUAGCCAGCCCCGCAGCCCGGCCCAGAUCCUCAUCUCCAUGGAAACGGAGGAGAAGGGAGAGCUGGAGCGUGUCCUCAACGACUUGGAGCAGGAAAACAGGAAGCUUCAAGCCGAGUACGACCGUCUGAAGAAGGCGCAUGACAGGAAGGGCCUGUCCCCUCUGCCGUCGCCUCCGGAGAUGCUGCCAGUGUCGCCACAGCGCGCGCGGGAUGCAGAGCUCAUCGCCGAGGCCAAGCUGCUGCGGCAGCACAAAGGACGCCUGGAGGCCCGGAUGCAGAUUCUUGAGGACCACAACAAACAGCUGGAGUCCCAACUGCACCGGCUCAGGCAACUCUUGGAGCAGACGGAUUCCAAGGUGAACGGCACUGCUCUGUCCUCCCCCUCCACCUCGUCUCAGCGCUCAGACACCUCCCUUCCUCAUCUGCGCGUGGCUGCCAGCCAGACUACUGACACAAUGGGUGACGACGAGCUGUCCACGCCCUCCCAGGAUGCAUCUGGGCUGGAGGAAGUGAUGGAACAGCUCAACCACUCCUUCCCUCAUAGCCAAGGUUUGUUUGCCAACCUCUGUCCCUCCUCGGGUCCCAGCAUCGGGAGUUUGUUCCACAUGGCAGACGAUCUGGGCCGCGCCAUGGAGUCUCUGGUCAGCGUCAUGACGGACGAGCCGAGCGGGAACCAGGCACCGUCCUUCUGAUACACCCCUCCAUCCCUACUGCAUGCUUUUCUAGUCAAAAGAGCUGGAUUGGAAGACAAACAGAAUUUAAAAAUGUCUAUUUUUGUCAGUGUGGUUCCGGCAAAAGAUGUGUUCAAAUACAAAAAAAAAAGAUUCUGUAGAUUUGGGUAGUUUCUUAAACCGUCCUGAGGUUUUUAAACUUCUAUGCAAUUGUAUAAAAAGAUUUUUGGGAUGUGGGGGCAACAAAAAAAAAGAUAUGUGUUUAGCGUGCAUCAUUUUGUAACCAGCAAAAAUGACAUUUGUAUCCAAAAAAAAAGAGAAUGAUUGUAAUAAUACAUUUAUUAUAAUGUCUUUAUAUAACAGCGUACGAUACUGUUAAGGUAAUGCAGGCAUCCUGGAACUUUACAGUACGUUGUGUGCGUGUGUGUGUGUGGGGCACGUGUGUUAGUGGGCCCUCUCCAUCAUCCGUAUGUUACUCCAUGAUUAAUAAUACGUCUCCAUUAACUACGUUUUCAUCUCAGGACGUGUCGGUGCAAAAUGUGUGAGCGUUUCCAACAUGUAUGUUGGAAGUGAAUUGAUUACAAACAAAGCGCCUUCCCCCCUCACUCACGGCGCAGCCAAGAAUAACACAACACGUACCAAAUGUAGAACACACACUGUAACUGCCCCCCACGGACUAUGCGGGUUUCGAAAUAAGUGCUUAAAUACUAAUAUAGAUGCCAAACAUUACUGGUGCAUACUCAUAACCCGCAGAGCAUGCUGGGUAACUUCCUGUUUGGGAAGUGUGCGCUUUGGCUCUCCAGCGUAACUUGGGGGUUAUAUAUGAGUAUAAAAUAAUAUUGUUUUGUAUAUAUAUUAGCGUGUGAGCGUCUGUUUUGAUACUCGCAUAGUCCGUUCAGUUGGUUUAGUUGAUUUAGUUCUUACACUGGCACAUGUUAGGUACAUGUUGCACACUGGGAUUUUAUUGAAUAUCAUUUAGUCUGUUUUAACUACUGGAAAAAAAAAAUGUAAUUAAGGCUGCUGCUGAAAAACGACUGAAAUUUACAGGCAAAUUAUUUGAUGCUUCAAACCCGACUUGACAUUCAAAUCAAGGGCCACGUUGUUUUUCGGCUGUCGGAAUCCUAUUGACGCAUGGGAUGUCCAAAGGGUGGCCCAGUGGCCACUUUUGGCAUGCAGCUUGUUUUAUAUUGGCCCUCAUCUAUAAUGCACAAAAUGUAUCAGUUUGGACACCCCUGUUUGAACAGAUCCCCAAAUUGGAAUCUUGUCUUUUGUGUAUCAAUUUUUGACAAAGUUUGUGUUGUUUUCAAGUGUAGUUUUGACGUGUGGGGUUAGUUCUAUGCUAGCAUGUGUAUCUAAAUGAAAUCCAUAUGUCACCAAUGAAAGAAGGCUGAUACACGCACACACAAACACACUCACUUUUGUGCAGUUUUGGUCGUCAUAUUCUCGCUGCAUUCAUGACCUGCCAUCAUUUUUGCUUUCUGACACUGUAUUAGUUUGUCAUUUCUAACGUUACUGUGUGUCAUCCUCGCACCCUUCGUCGCAGACAACACAUUAACAUGCCACAGCAGAUCAAACUCCACCAAAUAUAUGCCUUACUACUGUAUUAUAAAAAUGCUUUACUGUACAUCAAUAAAGCACGCAGUUAUGUUGA
Molecule: messenger RNA, 12781 nt
Organism: Dunckerocampus dactyliophorus (ringed pipefish)
Lineage: Eukaryota; Metazoa; Chordata; Actinopteri; Syngnathiformes; Syngnathidae
Gene: dmd
Product: dystrophin
Exons: 85
Coding region: 109-11151 (3680 amino acids)
Biological process (GO): synaptic signaling
Cellular component (GO): plasma membrane
Molecular function (GO): protein binding; zinc ion binding
Source: RefSeq, a predicted model, not a curated record